Labrus mixtus (cuckoo wrasse) is the source of this 566-nucleotide messenger RNA. RefSeq names its product toll-like receptor 2 type-2. The record is from RefSeq and is a predicted model, not a curated record. Bases 30 to 566 code for a protein of 178 amino acids. Gene Ontology annotation, cellular component: membrane. The transcript has a single exon. Gene Ontology annotation, biological process: inflammatory response; immune response; toll-like receptor signaling pathway. Gene Ontology annotation, molecular function: transmembrane signaling receptor activity; triacyl lipopeptide binding. NCBI's taxonomy places the organism in Eukaryota, Metazoa, Chordata, Actinopteri, Labriformes, Labridae.
UGUUCUUACCUCUACCUUCUCUUUAGAUAAUGGAGGAAAUUAACUCACUUGGGAGCACAGAAAUUCCGUCACACUCUGUUGUCCCUCUGUCUCCAACUAUCCAUGAUGUUCCCACACUGAGAGAUGGGGAGUGUUACCAUGUCUUCAUCAGCUACAGCAGCAAUGACUCACAGUGGACACACUUCUUGAUCGAGCAGCUGGAGUCCUUUGGCUUACAGGUCUGCUACCAUGAGCGGGACUUCACUCCAGGCCGCACCGUGUUGGAGAACAUGUCUGACUGCAUCCAGGAGAGCCAGAAGGUCCUGCUGGUUCUCAGUUCAGAGUUUGUGAGGAGCCGCUGGUGUCUCCUGGAGGCCAACAUGUCUCUGUUCAGGGACUGUCUGGAGAGGAAGCCCAUCGUCCCAGUGCUGCUGGAGCCAGGAGUCUCUAUUCCUCUCCACCUCUGCCCGACUUUAAGAAUAAGCUGCUCAAAGUGCUCUGCACCCCCAACCAGCAGCUCCAAGGCUCCACUGUGGUCCCCUUCCAGCCUCCCUCUAUCUACAAUGGGAAAGCCCUGCAGCCUUUGA